AUGCCCGAAGAGCAAGGUCGUCGCUUUCCGCAUUGGCAUGCGGACUCACCUUUUCAGGAAUGCGAGGACUUCAUUAGAGCGCUGGAGAAGGAGAGGAAGCGCGUUAUGGGCGAUGAGAAGCAUUACUACCUGGAUACCCUCGCCAAUCAUCACGAUUAUCAACGGCGUGGGGCUGGCUCUAUGCUUGUCAAAUGGGGCUGCGAUUUGGCUGAUAAGGACGGCGUUGCAGCUUAUGUGGAUGCUAGCAAGGAAGGCGCACCGCUAUACCAGAGACGCGGCUUUGUAGAUUUCAGUCUUCCCGGCUCUGAAGUGGCCGCGAUGGCUCGCGGCAAGAAAACUGCAUAA
Molecule: messenger RNA, 345 nt
Organism: Penicillium canescens
Lineage: Eukaryota; Fungi; Ascomycota; Eurotiomycetes; Eurotiales; Aspergillaceae
Product: GNAT family N-acetyltransferase
Exons: 2
Coding region: 1-345 (114 amino acids)
Molecular function (GO): acyltransferase activity, transferring groups other than amino-acyl groups
Source: RefSeq, a predicted model, not a curated record